Menidia menidia (Atlantic silverside) is the source of this 4499-nucleotide messenger RNA. The record is from the annotation of a GenBank genome assembly. NCBI's taxonomy places the organism in Eukaryota, Metazoa, Chordata, Actinopteri, Atheriniformes, Atherinopsidae.
CAAGCUAAAACAACUUUAAACCAUUUUCCAAAUAACCUGUGCAAGCAAAGAAGAGGGGGUUGAUCACAGAGUGUACUGUGGCUGCCAAGAGCUCUCCAGCUGUUCUGUCUUUACUGAUCCUCUGCUAUGGAAAGAGAUCUCAGACGCUUGAAGGGAGAUUUGUGGGCUUUGGGAUCUGGGCUGGGUCGGAAACACGCCUCCUUCUCUGAAGGCGGAGGACUGCUUAUAAAGACGACUUGAGAACAGGCGUCAAUCGUGGAAACCUACAGGAAAUAGGGUGCAGCUUCUUCAAUUUCUGAAUCUGUCUUCUGUCAACACAGGCUUUUAUCACAAUGAUACACAAAGAGUUCCAGACCGCAGGCAAGAAGCCUGGUUUGCAGAUAUGGCGGGUGGAGAAAAUGGAUCUGAAACCAGUCCCUACCCAACUGUACGGAGACUUCUACACUGGAGAUGCAUAUAUAGUGCUUUAUACCAGCCCAGCUCCGUCUUACAAUGUGCAUUCAUGGAUCGGUGAUGAAGCUUCCAAAGAUGAGAGUGGAGCCGCUGCCAUUUUCCUAACUCAGCUGGAUGAUCACCUGAGAGGAGCGGCAGUACAGUUCAAUGAGUUUCAAAACCAAGAGUCAGUUACCUUUUUGGGUUACUUCAAGUCUGGCAUCAAGUACAAGAAAGGUGGUGUUGCCUCGGGCUUCCAGCAUGUUGUGACCAAUGACAUGAAUGUGAAGCGUCUGUUGCAUGUCAAAGGCCGACGGCUAGUCAGAGCCACAGAGGUGGACAUGUCCUGGAGGAGUUUCAACAAAGGAGACUGUUUCAUCAUUGACCUGGGAAAGGACAUAUAUCACUGGUCUGGUAGUGAGAGCAAUCGCUACGAGCGCCUGAAAACCACUCAGGUAGCCAACGAUAUCCGCGACAAUGAGCGAAAUGGGCGUGCCACAGUACACAUGAUUGACGAAGGUGGUGAGCCUGAAGCUGUUAUAAAAGAACUGGGACCAAUUCCACAGCUCGUAGCAGGAGGUUGUGAUGUAGCUGCUGAAAAGACAAAGGAGAACCAGGCAUCUCUCUAUUUGAUCUCUGAUGCUGCUGGGUCCAUGAAGACAACUUUGGUGGCUGAUCGAAAUCCAUUUAAUCAAGACAUGCUCUCUCAGAAUGAGUGCUACAUCUUGGACAAUGGAGUUGACAAUAACAUAUUUGUCUGGAAAGGGCGGAAUGCAAACACAGAUGAGCGAAAAGCAGCAUUGGCCGCUGCUAAGAAGUUCAUCAAAGAUCAUAACUACUCCCCCAAAACAAAGGUCCAGGUUAUUCCAGCAGAGAGUGAGACAUCUCUCUUCAAGCAGUUCUUCCUCCAGUGGUUGGAGGGAGAAGCUACAGGCCAGACCUACACUGUGGGUCGCAUUGCUAAGGUGGAGCAGAUUCCUUUUGACUCCUCCAAACUUCACAGCAACAAUAUCAUGGCUGCCCAGCAUGGAAUGGUGGAUGAUGGCUCUGGAAAGACCCAAAUCUGGCGUGUGGAAGGAAGCGACAAAGCACCUGUGGACCCGUCUAGAUAUGGGCAUUUUUAUGGAGGUGAUUGUUACCUGAUACUCUACUCCUACAGUGAUGCAGGCAGACAGAAGCAUAUCAUCUACACUUGGCAAGGGCAGAAGUGUACCCAGGAUGAACUUGCUGCUUCAGCUUUUCUCACUGUUAACCUGGAUGACUCCAUGGGAGGAAUAGCUACGCAGGUUCGGGUCACUCAGGGCCAAGAGCCCCCUCAUCUUGUGAGCUUGUUCAAGGACAGACCUUUGGUCGUCCACCUGGGUGGGACAUCUCGUAAAAGUGGUGAAAGUCAGCCUGGCAGUACACGACUGUUCCACAUUCGCCAGAGUUCCACCAGAGCCACAAGAGCUGUUGAGGUGGUACCCACCGCCCCCUCUCUGAACACCAACGAUGUCUUUGUGCUGAAGACACCUAAUGCCCUGUUCCUGUGGAAAGGAAAAGGAGCCAGUCCAGAUGAGAUAUCUGCAGCUAAAUAUGUUGCAAGCUGGCUGGGUGGAACUACCACUGAAGUGGAUGAGACUAAGGAGCCAGCUGGUUUCUGGACAGCACUGGGUGGGAAAAAGGCUUACCAGAGUUCUAAGUCUCUGCAGAAAAUGGUCAGACCCCCAAGACUGUUUGGCUGCUCAAACAAGACAGGCAGGCUGAUUGCGGAAGAGGUGCCUGGCACCCCCUCACAGAUUGAUCUGGCCACUGAUGAUGUCAUGAUUCUGGACACGUGGGAUCAGAUCUUUGUUUGGAUUGGAAGAGAUGCCAAUAUGAUGGAAAAAACUGGAGCACCUAAGAUUGCCCAAGACUACGUGAACUCGGACCCCUCUGGCCGUCGUGGGAUUGCUGUCACCACCAUCAAGCAGGGUCAGGAGCUACCUUCGUUCACUGGUUGGUUCCAUGCAUGGGACCCCAAGAUGUGGGACAAAGAUCUUAUGAAGUGCAUGCAAGCCUCCACCAAAAAACAUUAAAGAAGAAAAACUACAAAGAAUUUACCUUUUAUGACUCAUGUGUUUCAUAUAGUGUUGAACUUAAAACAUAAUCGAAAUACUGAAGGCUUAGAAUGCUAGACUUUAUGUAGAUUUAGGUCAGCAACUGCAGCUGACAAAGGUUAGUGAUCUUUCUUUGUUACUUCUUUUUAUCAAUGUAUUUGUUAACCAUAAUAAGCCAUCCACUCACAAAUUUACCAUGCAACAUCCUCUAAGAUGAAUGUACUCUUAGAAAGAUUUUAAUUGACAUAUUUCAGAGAUGCGGGCAUAAACAAUUUACAAAGAAUAAUGUGCUUUGACAUAAAAGUAUGUUAUUUGCAGAAUGAGACAUUUGUAUUCUGAACUUUAAUAAUAAAGUUUCUGAUCAUGAUCUAUUGUAUUGUUUUGUUUUUCACAUCUUGUUCUAUUCUCUGCUACAAUAGGCUUAUUACUAACUAAAUCCCCCAUGUGCAGCAGUACCAUGUGUAGGCCAUGACUGAUGGUAAUCUUCAGGGCGUACGCAUAAAUCUUCUGCUGAGUUGCAUGCUUGUGGAUUAAGGAGUGGACUUCAGAGUGGCUCACGUCAGAUUUUACCUCGCUUCCUUUAUUCACUUUUAUUCUCUGUCGCUGUGGCUGCAAGACAAACACAAACUGUGCAAAAAUGAGUCAGAAAGUGGUACUUAUCACAGGCUGCUCGUCUGGGAUUGGCCUCGCUCUGGCGACCCGCAUCGCAAAAGAUGAGAAGAAGAGAUUCAUGGUCUAUGCCACCAUGCGGAACCUGAGCAAAGGAGAGGCUCUGAUUGAGGAGGCCGGUAGGACUCUGGGAAGGACCUUAGAGAUCAAACAGCUGGACGUGUGUGACGAGGACUCAAUCAAAGCUUGUGUGGACAGUUUGCCUGAGCGUAGGGUGGACAUUCUAAUUAGCAAUGCUGGGAUGGGUCUGAUUGGACCUAUUGAAUGUCAGUCCAUUGAGGAGAUGAAAACUGUCAUGGAUACCAACUUCUUUGGGCUCGUACGAUUACUGAAAGAAAUCCUUCCUGACAUGAAGAAAAGGAAGAGAGGCCACAUUGUGGUCAUUAGCAGUGUCAUGGGCAUUCAGGGAAUUUUAUUCAAUGAUGUCUAUGCAGCAUCCAAGUUUGCAGUGGAAGGGUUUUGUGAAAGUCUUGCAAUACAAGCCUUGCGGUUUAAUCUGAACAUCAGCCUGAUCGAGCCAGGUCCAGUGAUAACUGAGUUUGAACGUAAGGUAUAUGACGAGGGCAUGAAGACUGACCUCAGCAAAGCUGACAAAGUGACUGCCGACAUGUUCACAAACAUUUACCUGAAGAACUACAAUCAAAUCUUUGAGACUCUUGGGCAGACUGCUGUGGAUGUAGCAGAGCACACCCAUAAAAUCAUCACCAUGGAAAAUCCGCCUUUUCGCCAUCAGACAAAUACUCUCUACACUCCGAUGACCACACUGAAGUAUGCUGACCCGAAUGGUGACCUUCCAAUUGACACAUUUUACAAAAUGGUCUUUGAACAUGACAAGGUCUUUAAUGCUAGCCUGAAUUUCCUCAAGCUGCUCCGCUGGAGAAGUCGCAAAAGCUUUACCUUGGAAAAGGAGAAGAGCAAAUGAGGGAUUUUUUUCAUGUGACAUGGAUGUAAUUUUGCAUAGUUUACAUAACCAAUCCUCUGUUAGACUUGUGGAGCUAAUUGCUCAAACAAAUAAACUGAUAUUCCUCACUGGCGUUGACAGUUAUUUUAACAGAUUUUUUAAAUAUGUAUCUGUAAACUUCCGCUUCGGGUUAAACAAGCGAUCAUAGCUGUCCCAAUUUAUUUAACCUCAUAACAUUUGUGUUCACUGAUAGCAUGAAUGAUAACAUGUAGUUAUGAGUGAGCACCGAGGUAGGCAAUGACACAUCCAGGCAGCAGAUGAGGCAAUUCAUAUAAUUCAUAUGCAGGAUGUUUUUUAAACCAUAGUAAAACGUUGAAUCCAAAAUUCUUUAUCUACCUUUCAUUACCUUGCUUCACAGA